Messenger RNA from Sparassis crispa, 987 nucleotides. RefSeq lists its product as hypothetical. NCBI's taxonomy places the organism in Eukaryota, Fungi, Basidiomycota, Agaricomycetes, Polyporales, Sparassidaceae. The transcript has 6 exons. Bases 1 to 987 code for a protein of 328 amino acids. The record is from RefSeq and is a predicted model, not a curated record.
AUGUUUACCCGCACCCCUCUCGUCCUCCUUGCCUUAGGAGCACUCUCUCGAGCCCAAACCUAUAGCGCGACGUAUUUACCAUCGAACGCACCGCCACAAACUGAAGAGGGUCAGACAGGCACCAACAAGUGCGGGACGGGAUACAACCAGACAUCAGAGUGCCAAAACGCGUAUCUGAAUUCCGUCGAUGACUUCUGUCUAUUCGCGCCUCCGGAACCUGGCGCCAACUCGACCAUAGGCGACACAGAACGUAUCGAGGUCGCGUGGUGCAUAAAGUCGGGCUAUGGAGCGAGAUUGAUUCCAGACGGAACCAUCACUGGCGCGCACUUUGUGCAGACUCCUGAUUAUGUGCAAAUCACUGGUAUCGGCAAUCUGACGAAGAUCAAUAUUCCCACCGGGGACGCAGGUGGAGAGCUGGACCCGCACGGUGCAGACGGGAACGGCAACCCCGUUGGCGGACUCGUCUUCUCGAGUGCUUUCGGUGAUACCGUGCAAUUGCAUGAGUGGACGAACUACAUGUCCGAUACACAGUUCUGCUUCCGCGGCUGCAAAGAUGGUCCAAAUGCGCCUACAUUGUGCCAGCAUAUAUAUGACGUCUUGGGCUGUGCUUGGAACAUGCCAGCGAACUAUGGUGCCGGAGUUUUCGAACGAUGUAUGGGCGAUGAUGCUGAGCCAAUGGGUGUGUACGGCACAUCAACGUUCUACCAAGGUCAACCGAUGACGCCUUCUGCGCACCCCAUCCCGCCUUCGUCCCUCUGCACAUCACUCACAUCUAUUGGCAACGGCCUUGUCGCCGCGUCCUCUUCUGCCGUAAGCUCUUCUGCGACUACGACAUCUGCUCCGAGGUCAACGAGCGGCAGCGCGAGCUCGUCAUCGCACGCUACCGAGACGGGCGGAGCGAGCACCAGUGCAGGAAAGCGUCCCGGUGUGGAGUGGUCAAUGGCAUUCCUUUCGACGCUGAUCUGGCUUUCGGGACUUGACUUCUGA